Ceratitis capitata (Mediterranean fruit fly) is the source of this 1084-nucleotide messenger RNA. It is a transcript of the gene Zip102B, whose product is annotated as zinc transporter ZIP9. Gene Ontology annotation, molecular function: metal ion transmembrane transporter activity. Gene Ontology annotation, cellular component: membrane. Bases 122 to 1084 code for a protein of 320 amino acids. Gene Ontology annotation, biological process: transmembrane transport; zinc ion transport. The transcript has 4 exons. The record is from RefSeq and is a predicted model, not a curated record. Lineage: Eukaryota; Metazoa; Arthropoda; Insecta; Diptera; Tephritidae.
UUACCAAAAACAGUUACUUAUUGAAAACAUUAUUUUGUUAUUUUCCUUUGAUAUAUCUAGCUCAGGGGAACACUUUCUUACACUUUACUUGUGCUGAUUGAAGUAUAACCAAAAUUGAAAAAUGGCAGAAGAGACUGUCAUGCUUGUCCUACUAGUGAUUGUUAUGCUUAUCGGAUCAUAUAUAACUGGAUUGAUACCUUUGGUGAUGAAACUUAGUGAGGAAAAGCUUCGGCUUGUAACUCUUUUGGGCGCUGGUUUAUUGGUAGGUACAGCUUUGACAAUUAUAAUCCCCGAAGGAAUACGUUCAUUAUACAUCGAUACCUUUAAUAAAUUACCUGAAAUUGAGACAAUAAAUGAACAAAAUGCAAAGACCUCCCAUAUUGUAGCAACGACAAAGCAUACGAAAGAUGAUCAUGCAGAACAGAAUUUUUCAGGCACCAUUGGUAUGUCCCUUGUACUGGGUUUUGUGUUUAUGCUGAUGGUUGAUUAUUUAUCGCAACGUAAUAGCAUCAAGAGUGCUAAUGAUAAAAAUAUAACUGCUACAUUAGGACUGGUGGUUCAUGCCGCAGCGGACGGAGUGGCACUUGGAGCUGCAGCUACAACUAGUCAUCAAGAUGUUGAAAUUAUUGUAUUUUUAGCAAUAAUGCUUCACAAAGCACCUGCCGCAUUUGGACUCGUUAGUUUUCUACUUCAUGAAAAAAUUGAACAUCAAAAAAUACGCAAGCAUCUACUUAUAUUUUCCUUAUCAGCUCCAUUUCUAACUCUUAUAACAUAUUUUGGUAUUGGACAGGAGCAAAAAGAAACAUUAAAUUCUAUGAAUGCAACCGGUAUAGCAAUGCUUUUCUCUGCUGGUACUUUCUUAUAUGUAGCAACAGUUCAUGUGCUCCCUGAAUUAAUACAGAAUUCUAGUUCUCGUUCUCAAAGACAAUACGAAUAUCGAUCACUGGACAGUGCGACAGGUGGUAUCGAAUCACAAUAUGCCUCCAACAAUCUGAUUUCUAAAGAACUACAUUUCAGUGAAGUUAUAAUAAUAAUAUGUGGUGCAUUACUUCCCCUCAUUAUAACAUACGGCCAUCGUCACUAA